GACUCCCCUCUAAGAAUUUGCCCUGAGGUUCAUGUGAGGGGGACCGGAGCUAGAGGCUGAUUUAAAAAAACGUUCUUCCCUUUUUAAAAGGGGAGGGGGGAGAGAAUCAGACGUUAAAUUCUUUUGCAAACAUUCAUGCCUAAGGAAGGGCUGGAACAGGCAGCCCCGGCCGCCGGAACCGGUCGGACAGGUAGCGAGCUUGUUGACACCGUUAUGUUGCAGGGCGCAUGCUCACUCCCAAGUUUCCUGGUGCCUUUUCUAUUCCACCUUAUGAAACUUUUUCCUCGGCGUGGUCUCACCCGCGAUUUAAGGCAUAGGUGUCGCCGAGCCUGGAGGCUGGGAGUCGCCGGGCGCGCGGGGGAGAGGCCUGGGCCGCGGCGCGGCGGGGGCUGGAGGGAGAGGGCCAGCGAGGCGGGAAGGUGGGCUCUGGCCGCCGGGAGCCGGGGACCGAGCCCCCGCCGCAGCCUGUAGCGGGGAGCAGGGGAGGAGGGGGCCGCACGAUGCCCAAAGUCUUCCUGGUGAAGAGGAGGAGCCCGGGGGUCUCCGUCCGCAGCUGGGAUGAGCUCCCAGACGAGGAAAGGGCCGACACCUACAUCCCAGUGGGCCUGGGCCGUCUGCUCCACGACCCCCCCGAGGACUGCCGCAGCGACGGCGGCAGCAGCAGCGGCGGCGGCAGCAGCAGCGCGGGGGAGCCUGGAGGCGCAGAGAGCAGCUCGUCCCCGCGCGCCCCGGAGCGCGAAAUCCCCGAACCCGGCGACGCCGAGGGCCCCGGCGGACACCUGGCGGCGACGCAGCGCCCGGGCGCCAGGUCGAAAAUCAAGUUCACCACAGGCACGUGCAGCGACCCAGCGGCCCACAACUGUGAUCUGUGCGGCAAGGGCUUCCGCCUGCAGCGCAUGCUCAACCGCCACCUCAAGUGCCACAACCAGGUGAAGAGGCACCUGUGCACCUUCUGUGGCAAGGGUUUCAAUGACACCUUUGACCUGAAGAGGCACGUCCGCACGCAUACAGGCAUUCGCCCCUACAAAUGUGACAUCUGCAACAAAGCCUUCACCCAGCGCUGCUCCUUGGAGUCGCAUCUGAAGAAGAUCCACGGGGUGCAGCAGCAGUACGCCUACAAACAACGUCGGGACAAGCUUUAUGUCUGUGAGGAUUGUGGCUACACGGGGCCCACCCAGGAGGACCUGUACCUGCACGUGAACAGUGCCCACCCGGGCAGCGCCUUUCUCAAAAAGACGUCCAAAAAACUAGCGGCUCUUUUGCAAACCAAGCUGAUGUCCACACGCCAGGGGAAUGCCAACCUGAGCGAGGAGGAGAAGUGAAGAGGAGGAGGAGCUGGGAGAAACUCCAGAGCUGGCACGUUGAUAGGAAUUUGGGGUUUGGAAGGUCCCCCACCUUACGUGGGUUUCGUUCAUUCCCCUGUCCUUCCAGGGCCUGAACUGGGGGAUCUGUUCUAAUAAGGGUUGUCAAUGAUCAUAGAGGAGCCAGGCCCCCCGUAACCCACAUCCUGUUGAACAGUCACAUUAACAAAAGUUUGUGUUGAUCAUGA
Messenger RNA from Nyctereutes procyonoides (raccoon dog), 1549 nucleotides. It is a transcript of the gene OVOL2, whose product is annotated as ovo like zinc finger 2. The transcript has 4 exons. Gene Ontology annotation, biological process: regulation of transcription by RNA polymerase II; epidermal cell differentiation. The coding region runs from base 501 to 1322 and encodes 273 amino acids. Gene Ontology annotation, molecular function: RNA polymerase II cis-regulatory region sequence-specific DNA binding; DNA-binding transcription factor activity, RNA polymerase II-specific. NCBI's taxonomy places the organism in Eukaryota, Metazoa, Chordata, Mammalia, Carnivora, Canidae. Gene Ontology annotation, cellular component: nucleus. The record is from RefSeq and is a predicted model, not a curated record.